Molecule: messenger RNA, 5870 nt
Organism: Orbicella faveolata
Lineage: Eukaryota; Metazoa; Cnidaria; Anthozoa; Scleractinia; Merulinidae
Biological process (GO): protein phosphorylation; necroptotic signaling pathway
Molecular function (GO): cysteine-type deubiquitinase activity; ATP binding; protein kinase activity
Source: RefSeq, a predicted model, not a curated record
GGAUUUCGACCGACAACAAAAUCGGAAGACCUACUUAUUCAUUUUCAGCGUUCGAGAAACGGCGGCGGUGAUAUCGACGGCAUCGUUAUCAGUAAGCGAGGAGCUGCAGUAAUAACAUUUGACAGCCCGGAAGUUGCGAAAAGAGUUCUACAGAAGAAACAGGAGUUUAAAGGAGUGACUUUACUGGUGAAACCAUACGAGGAAAGCAUAAAGAAGGAUAAUCAUAGCUUUGAGCGUCUUCUGAAUAUUGAUUAAUAAAAUUAUCCUUACACCAGACAGACAUAACUGAGGAGCCGGUGGAUGUCAUCGUCAACGCAGCCAACGCUGCCCUUCAACACGCUGGUGGUACAGCAAAAAAAGCGUGGGAUAAUGGUGUCUUUACUAAUCUCAGUGCUCGCGAACACCAGACUUCACAGGAAGAUCGAUUCUCGGUAUUAAAGCAGCUUCUGAGCCAUGGGGUCGAAUUUUCCCUGUACAAGAACGAUAUAACUGAUGAGAAAGUGGAUGCCAUUGUAAUUGCAGCCAACGAGUGGCUUCAACACGGUGGUGGUGUGUCAGCUGCAAUAAUGCACAAAGGAGGUCGUCUGAUUGAAGAAGAGUCCAGGCGAAUUAUGUUGAACAGAAAUAAGCGACCGCUUAACGUAGGCGAUGCUGUAUAUACCAAGGGUGGCAAUCUGUCUUGUCGAUAUGUCAUACACACGGUUGGUCCGAGAUGGAAUUACCAUAACAGACAAAGGAGCAUCUCGCUUCUUCAACGAGCAUGCAUGGAAAGCCUCUACCUUGCAGCAGAGUUGAAGCUUUCGUCCAUUGCCCUUCCAGCAAUAAGCUCUGGUAUUUUCGGUAUACCAAAAACCAUUUGCGCCCAAGUGAUGUUCAAAGCAAUCGAGGAGUUUAGCUUACUUGCUGACGCUGAAUUCAGCACUCUCCGUGACGUGCGUAUUGUUAUCAUUGACGACGAAACAAUCAGUGUCUUCCGUGAAGAGUUUGUGAAACGCUACACGUCUCAAGAAACGUCAUCAACAACCUCGCCGCAACAGGAAUACCGUCCACAUCCGUUCAUUGCGGACCAAGGAGCUUCUUUCUCCUUAAACGUCACUGCCAAGCGUGCUUCUUUUUCUUCAGCUGACGAUUGGUCCGAAGUACAAUCCAAGAAGAGAGGUAAAGACAGUGGUAAUGACAAGUCACCAAAUAAAGGAGUUGGUUCAAACGUGGAGAGCGAUGAACCCCGUGAACAGAUGCUCGAUAGUAUCAAGAAAGUUUACCCUUCCAACAACAAAAAUGUUCCAAAUACAAACAGAGACGAUCCGCCCAAUUGCAAUAAAAAGUCAAGUUUGGAAACUAAAGUUCAUGGCUCCGACAAAGAAGUUCAUGGCUUCAACAAAGAAAAAUGCGUGAAAGGCUCUCCUUUGAAGAAACGUUGUGAGCUGUCAAACGUGGCUACUGUAGCUAGACCAUUGUCUGGAUGGGGAAGAGGCAUUUUAGCAAGGGACUUGUAUAGCAGACCAUACGAAGAAGAAGGAUCUAAGUCACGUGAAAGCAUCCAAUUAGCUAACACAGUUGGAACAAAGAGUGCAAACGCUGUAAGAGGCUGCUACUCUCGCUCAUCUGUUACAGAUCCAAGAAAUCCCAUCGUAAAUACUACAAAGCCUGUGAUCGAGAGGAAGACGGAAGAGGCUGGGUCUGUAAAUACAAGUGAAAUACCUACUGAAAAACAAGAUUCUAAACAAAUGAAAGAAGGCAGCGACGAAAAUAACAGCUGGCGUCAAGUACAGAGUGAUGUUGCGCAGAUGCGUCAAGCCCUUGAUGACGAAAAACGUGCUCGCAAUAUCAGAAAACAGGAACUAAGGCAGAAGGAAACAGUUCUUAUAAGUUCAUUAGAGGGUAAUUUACGUGCAGAGCAACAAGCAAGAACAAGAGUGCUAGAGGAAUUAAGUCGGGCGAGGAUUGCUAGUAACGAGCUGAAAGAAAGAAUGCAAACUGAACUAGCGCAGAUUCGUCAAGCGCUCGAAAACGAGAUACGUUUGCGCGACACAAGAGAGCGGCAACUAAGAGAAAAGGAAACGAUUGUAGACCAGCUACAGAACACGUUAAGCAAAGAGCAGCAGGUGAGAGCAAAGUUGGAAGAAAGAUUGCAAAUGGAAAUGCUGUCAAGUCAAGCUCGUCAACAAGAGCUUCAGAUUAAAGAGAAUGCUUCUCGAGAGCAACAGCGUCUUUUGGAAGAAAAACGCCAACAGAAGACAGCUUUGGAAGAAAGGCUAAGAGAAAAGGAAACGAUUGUAGAUCAACUGCAGAACACGUUAGGCGAAGAGCAGCAAGUGAGAUCAAAGUUGGAAGAAAGAUUGCAAACUGAAAUGCUGUCAAGUCGAGCUCAUCAACAAGAGCUGCAGACGAAAGAGAGCGCUAAUAGAGAACAACAGCGUCUUUUGGAAGAAGAGCGCCAACAGAAGACAGCUUUGGAAGAAAGGCUAAGAAACCUGGAACUACUGAUGCAAGAAGAAAGGAACAGAUACUUGUCCAACGAAAGAGAGUUGCAGUCAGCUGUGUCUGCGGCCCAAGAGGAACUGAGUGAAUACCAGCGUCACCAACCACGUGAUUGGAUUAUCCAACGCGAAGAAGUUCUUCAGAGUGCCAGUGUUUUGGGCAAAGGAGCCUGGGGCGAGGUACGUGAGGGCACAUUUCGUGGUUGCCAAGUUGCUGUUAAGGAAAUUCACGAGAUCAUUCUAUCAGCUCAUAAUCGUAGACUGUUCGAACGGGAAAUGAGCAUUGCGUCCUGUUGUCGCCAUCCGAAUCUCUUACAGUUUAUUGGCGCCACUAACGAUGAUGGCAGUCCUUUGUUUGUCACUGAAAUAUUAGACACUAGUUUAAGGGACUUGUUGUCCGAGCGAGUGUUAAAUCACGAGGAGAUUAUCAGCCUUGCCUCGGAUGUCGCCAAAGGAUUAAAUUACCUCCACCGUAAUAGGCCGCUUCCUAUAAUACAUCGAGAUAUCAGCAGCGCCAACGUGUUGCUAUGGAGACGAAAUGAGGGUUGGAGAGCCAAGCUGUCUGACUAUGGGUCGGCAAAUUUUAUGCGUGAAUGCAUGACAGAGAACCCAGGGGCAAGGAUCUAUUCUGCACCAGAGGUCCUCACUUCUCAACAGUCACCAAAGGUGGACGUGUACAGUUUUGGUUUACUGUUGUGUGAAAUGUGCGUCAGAGAACUUCCGGUUCCUCAAGAGGUCCAGUGUCAGAUCGGCCAGGUAACUUAUGGUGCCCUGCGGGGGCUCAUUGAGCAGUGCGUGAAGAAGGACCCUGAGGAACGCCCUAGCAUGAGUGACAUAAUAUAUGAGCUGCAACAACUUACACAAGCCGAAAGUAUUUGAUCCCUAAAAUACCCAAAAUAUUUUGAUCCAAACCAACCGUACGGACCUUUGAUGAAAUCAUGUAUUUACCCCAUAGGAAUCCUAAUGGAAGCAUUUAGAAACAAGGUACAUUAAUUGUAACUUGUAGGAUACAAACUUCAAAGGAAUCCAUGAAACCUUCAUAUAAACAAAAGGAGAGAACUUUCUAUGAACCUUGUGGAACUGAAGACCGAUACGUUAAUCCCGAAGGAAUCGUUUAAGAAACCCUGUACGAAACUUGUAAGAUUACGGUGGAGGCCGUGUAGAAACAUUGUAGAUUUGUACUGUGGGAACCUUGCAUGAAGUUUGUACGAACUCAGUAAGAACCAGUGGAAUACUAUUGAGAGCAUUUGGGUACCUUGUAGGAACAUGGCAGGAACCUUGAAAGAACCUCAAAGAGUCUUCUGUGCAUGUAGGAACCAUUUACAUACUGUUUAGGAACUUAGUGGAAACCAGUGGGAACUUAUAUAGAAACCGUGUAGAAACGUAACCGGAAAGCAAGAACCCUCUGGGUUCAAUAUAGGCGACAUAAGUAGUUGAAACGUUAUAUUCGAGAAGUAAUUUCCAUGUAUUAUGUUUGUGAGCUGUAAAAUUCAAAACACUGUACCACAAUACCCCACCCCAACCAAUGUUGUAGGAUUCCAGCGACAAGAUCAAAACGAAACGCGUCAUGUUGGGGAGGGAAUGGGGAGGGGCGAAAAUAUAUAGAAUGCCGGAUGAAAUACCACGAAAUGGUAACGUUUCAACAUUGUUCUACCCUGUUGAAGAAGGAAUCUUAAAGGAGUCCGUAGGUACGUGUCAGAAUACAAUGAAUCCAAUUGUUAGAAUUUAAUGUUGUCAAGGUUCUGAUUUACGCAAUUCAGACUAGAAGCCUAUGCUUUUGGCUUACAUACAUGCUUUAUGUAUGUAUGGCUUGGUUUAUGUUGUAUGUCCACCAUUCUUUUUGUGGGAAACUUGUUCCCAGGAUUAGCUAUGCCGUCCUGACGAGGCGUAACAAAGCCAAAACAGAGGGCUGUUUAUAUUGAGGAUGGGGGGUAUUUAAGGGUUGAAGCUCUCUGUUAUAAUCAUUGUCGCCUUGGUGCGCAUUCUGUAUAAGACUAUAACUUUGUUUAAGGCCUUCACGCAACAAAACCACCAUGUUGAUCAUAACUUUGGUAAAACUGGGAUGAAGACUGAUUCUACUAAAACUAAGAAGGCUAUGUUAUUCUUUCUUUAAUGUUUUACCAAUUUGAGGCGCAGAAAAUACCUGUGUUAUGUACGAUUUUAUUUGCUAUAAUUAUUGGUUCUAUUUCUUGUCAAUUAGAAUUAUGAGUUAAGCCUUUAUACUCGUGGCAGGGUGCUGUUAGACAGCGAAUGUGAGACCAAUUUACUUAACUUGUGCUGAACGUUUGAUACGUUUCUUGUAUAAUCAUAUUGUGUAAAGAAAAUCGAAUGAAGGCUAGAGAAAUUCGAUUCUAUGAAAGCCAGUUGACAGUAGAACCCCGUUAAUACGGUCAUCGACGGGCCAGGAACAUUUGGCCGUAUUAAUUAUAAAGGGUAAAAUUAUAAAGGAUUACCGUGUACAGGCUGGGAUUUCAAAAUGUGGCCGUUGGCCGUAUUAUCGGGGAUUUUCUAUGAGAAACUCUAUGGGCGUUUCGCCGGGACAAAAAAGACUUGCCGAAAUAACGACGUGACGGUAUUAGCGGGGUGACCGUAAGGCGGGGUUCCCCUGUAUUUAUAUUAAUUCCUAUAUACGAUUUAGCAUUAUCACAAUGAGCAAUAACUAAUAGUUUCAUUUUUUUUCCAGUUACGAUUACGACUGAUUCUUCCGUAUACUAUAUAUUGCGACUUGGUAUUUAAUCAGGGGUACAGCAACAAGGGUCUUCUCUCAAACGCCUUAAAAUGCACUCAUUUACGCUAUUAAGCAGCGCUAUAAAAUUGCUACCUGUUCGAUCGGUCAUUCUGUAGGGAACUCGAUUAUUUUUAGGGUUUUCUUUUUGGUCCAUUUCCUGAAAAUCCACGUACCUUUCCAAAAAUCAGUUGAUCGCUUUUGUGGUACCAAAAACGAAAUUUUUAUCAAUCGGGAAACAACAGGCAUUGAAUUUCUCAUACCACGAAAGUAGGAGGCGACAAUUCUCUACGGUAUUCGGAGAGGAUUAAAAUCCUUCUGAACAAAUAAUUUACCGAAACGAUCCGAGGGUGCCUCUAAUUAAAUAUUCGUUGUUCAUUUUAAAUUCCAGUUUAGUUUUGUCGUAUUAUCUUUUUCUAGUUAAAAUGAUAACUGAUUUUGCGCCGUUUGUGUAAUAUCCUGAAAAGAUACAGUAAAGGUUUCCUAUCUUAUCGUUACUUAUGACGGGGUUCUUACUGAUAGACCACGGAUAUGAUAAAUUAUAACCCACCGAUUAAUUCUCGCGCGAUUUAAUUGGUAUUUUACGUCACGUGAUGCAAAAUUACAGAACGGGUAUUUAGCUCUUAUUAACCGAACAGGAGGUCUGUAUGGGAGAAUCUUGACCG